Molecule: messenger RNA, 3989 nt
Organism: Bolinopsis microptera
Lineage: Eukaryota; Metazoa; Ctenophora; Tentaculata; Lobata; Bolinopsidae
Product: zinc finger and BTB domain-containing protein 11-like
Exons: 17
Coding region: 71-2761 (896 amino acids)
Biological process (GO): regulation of transcription by RNA polymerase II
Cellular component (GO): nucleus
Source: RefSeq, a predicted model, not a curated record
ACUUUAGGUUAGGUACAGUUUCUUAUCCAUGUCAAUGCUAUCAAAACAACCAUGAAUUGAUCUCUAAGAGAUGGAAGUCUCUGUGACGGAGAAAGAUGAGGAUCCGCUCUUCCGUCGAUCAUCCCGGAAGAGACGAAAAAUAAAUUACAAAAGUGAAAAGCAACUGAGGGUGAUAGUUAAAAAAGAGGAACAAACCGAUGGAAAACCCAGAAAAAGGGGAAGGCCAAGGAAGCAGCCUCUUCCUCUUCCUAUUCCUCCUGAAGAAUUGGACACUAAAUCACUGAAAUUUUUGGGUACACCUGUUUUGGGGACACCUGUUUUGGGGACACCCGUUUUGGGGACAACUGUUUUAGGAACAACUACUGUAAAAAAGAAGUGUAGAAAGUUUAAAUUGGAUGAAAUUGACAUCAUAAUCGAAGAAUACAUCAAACUGGGAAACGAAGAUGGAAUGAAAAGAAUUAUCAAUUCCUUGCAAUGUGCUCUACAGACAACACCCAAGAAAACAUCUAAUGCUUGUCAAAAAGGUGGUACAGACAUAGUAAAAGAAGCACCAACUCCUGUAAAACAGAGAACAAGAAAAUCUACCGAAACUCCUAGGAACCUUUCCAGUGCAGCAAUUGUUUCAGAGAACUCACAGCCUCAAAACAUAAACCCACGGUUACAAUCUGCCUCAUCUAUUCCAGCAAACCUUCAAACUAAGUCGAUAUCAGUGCAUGGAAACAGUGUUAUAAUGCAAGGUGUCAUUGAUACUGGAAUGGCUCAAACUUCGUGUUUUCUCAUUCCGAUUGAUAUCGGAAACAUUGGUCAACUUCCAAGUGGGGUCCAGGUUAUCCAGAGCACUCCAAAUCAAAUGAUGGGAAACCAACAUCAGGUCCUCAACACACAAACAUCUCAAAAUGUAGGAAACUCUAGUGUCCUCAUCCCCAUCAACCAGCAAUCACAUCAGAAUCUAUCCCAACAACAACAGCAGCAGCAACAACAACAACAACACCAACAACAGCACCAACAACAGCAACAGCCUCAGUUUCUGCCUCUCAACCUCCCUGUUCAUAACACGACUAACAGCACCAACACAGCAUUUGCAAAUGGAGGACAUGGUUUAACAACCAGUACCUCAAAUAAAGCUGGUAGUUUCAACGGUAGUUGUGAUAAAGCACCUCCGUUUAAAGGCAUCAUUAGAUCUACAAGUUCAAACAGCAGUGUUACUGUAACCAAUUCUAUCCAAGGGAGACCACUCACAAGUGCUCCUCGUAUCAUAGAGGAGGAUAUUUCUGUCACCAACCAAUCAACCGAUUCUGUUGAAGUCUCGGUCGCUGACAAAGUACAAAUAAUUAACAGCAGUGCUAACAAGAAAUCGCCAAAUGGUAAUGAUGCUACAAGUGCCCAAGUGGACGCAGUGGUGGACGCACUCCAGUCAACUGAUUCUCUUUCUCAGAUGUUAGACCAGCUGUCGCAUGACGACAUGGUUUCUAUAAUCAGUAUCCUUACCAACAGUCCCACACCAGCUCCCUCCACUAAUCCUGGUUCUGCUUCCACUUCUGAUAAUCUCUCUACUGACCUGGCUAAGCUGGCAAGUGAUAUCGACAAGAUCUCAAAAUUGGACCCUGAUCAGCUAUCUAACGGAGUGGUUAAUCAGCUGGCAGCUGAGAUAUCCAAGUUGCUAUCAAGUACUGCAGCUCCUGUUACCCCAGAAGAAGGACCAGACAAGCUACUCACUAAACUACUUGACACUGCAAUACAGGAGGAAGACGAGGACUUUCAACAUGUCCAGAUUAUACAAGCUCAACAACAAACAACAGAGGAGGUUAACACUAACGCUGGGUUAAAGUGUUACAUGUGUGGUUUAGUGUGUCCUGAUGAGCGGGCUUUCAUUACUCACAUGCGCUUCCACCUCUUCAACUACAGGUAUUCGUGUUACGAGUGUGGGUUUGGGACCAGCUCAAUGAAUGAACUGUUACUACACAAAGCUGAACAACAUGAGGGGGACCUCACUAAAAUCAGUCCUGAGUUACUUAAAGAGCUGCCCAAAUCAGAGCGAGCUGCAAUGCCUGACCUUGAGGAGACGUUGAUACAAUGUCCGGAAUGCAAGGAGAACAUUCCUCUCAACUCACUUAGUGGUCACAUGAACCAGAAACACAAGCCUCUACACAAAGCUAGUCCAGGAAGGAAGCCGAAGUGUACAAUCUGCACCGCUUUAGUAGAGAAUAAACUAGAGCUGGCUGCUCAUGUCAAACAUCACGGCAAGGAGGACAACUGUUUCGCUUGCUAUUUCUGCGCACAAACCUACACAUCCAUUUCCUCUCUCCAACUCCACACUACCAACUACCACGCUAGUUUGGCUGCAAGGCGUCAUUACAAGUGCACUCAGUGCGCAAGGGAGUUCAGUGGCAGUUACCACCUGAUACGGCACGUAAAAACAGUCCAUGAACAGCGCCGAGAUUACCAGUGUUCCAAGUGCGACAAGUCAUUUGUAGAGCUGCACUGCCUGAGGAGGCACAUCAGGAACAUUCAUAACCUCAUCCGGGACCACACCUGUCCUGUGUGUAAUAGAGGGUUCACGUACCGUCAGGACAUGUUUCGUCACAUCAUGUCAGUUCACCAGAAGAUUCGGGACAUCAAGUGUCCACUUUGCAGCGAAAAGUUCUAUCACAGGUACUUUAUCGGCCACGCUUACCGCCAACACGACCUAAAGGUAAAGUACAGAGACGGUAUCUGCUACAUAUACGAUGAUGCGGGCAACGUUAUCCACAAAAUCACAUGAUUUUAAAUCUGAUAAUCAACAAAUGUCACGUGAUAUCACGGGGUCAUUGUCCCUACAGUUAUCACGUGACCACAUCCUUCUAAAAACAUUCGUCUUACUUAUAUGUUGGAAAUCGGACGUUAGAAUAACAGUUCAAGUUAAUGUUUUAACAGUUCAAGUUAAUGUUUUAACUUUUAACACAUUAACAGUUCAAGUUAAUGUUUUGAUUGCUCAAUUAGCCCGCCGUCUCUUUUUGGGGAGUGAUCGGGAAAGAGAAACUUAAAAGAGAAACUUAGAUUAAACUUAAAUUAGACUUAAGUGAAAGCCGUGUUAUGUCAAGAUGGAUGACAAAAUGCACGAAUGACCCCAUCCUUAGGAUAAUUCAACGAAAGUGUUUUUUAAAUUGAACAAAUAAAGUCACAAAUUUUUUAAAGGAUCCGUACAGUAGAAUUGUGAACUGAAUUAGUCUCAUACGUAAGUAUACAAUGAACUUCAAAGUUUCGUAAUUAAAGUCGUUCUUAGAAUCAAAUUUUAAGAUUUGGUUCAACGCUACAUUAGUUGAAAACUGUGUGUUUUUCAAGUUAAAAAUGUGGCGUUAUCAAUUGUUUUUUCGCUGCGCUUUUAUCCUAAUUUAACAUAAGAAUACAAAUUUUCGGUUUCGUAUAGUAUAUUAUAGAUUUAGUUAAAAAUUGAUUUAAAUGAUUUUAGCGUAUUUUAGAUUUGAAUUUGAGUCGAAAAUUUAUGUAAAUUCUGCUAUCAAAAAACAAUGAAACCAAUGUAUUGAUUAUUAAUGUUAAUGUUGAUCAAUCCAAUUCAAUUAAUUAACGAACAAUUUGUCCAACAAAUGUGAAAAAGAUUUUUCUAGAUGAAAUUAUUAAUAUCGAUUUUGAUUCUGAGGAUAAGAUCUAUUGCACAUAUUAUAAAGAUGGUGAUUUGAACGUUUUUCUUUGGAGCACAUGUAUGAAAUGUAGCAAAAAUACAGUUGGUCCUGCAUGUAGAUUUGCAACAUUAUCGAGGUAGACAUUAUCGAUACGGCGGCCGAUUUAGGCGGGAUUAAUUAAAUUUGAUACGCUCGUAAUUAAAUCGGCAAUAUCGCAUUAACGAUAGGGCAAUGUUAAACGUGCAAAUUUAAUCCCCCUGAUCCCGUAAAAGAUUAGUUUAUUCUUUAAUGAGUGAUAUUAUAGAGGAGACUUUGUUAAUAUUAUUUUAUGUAAGCUGGAGCUAUGCUGUAGAGGUUAAUUUUAUACAA